Molecule: messenger RNA, 1716 nt
Organism: Symbiodinium sp. CCMP2592
Lineage: Eukaryota; Dinophyceae; Suessiales; Symbiodiniaceae
Source: the annotation of a GenBank genome assembly
AUGGCUGGACAUGGACUUCGCAGCGUGCGGCCUCCUUGCAGUUCUGUGCUGCUUUUCUCGUUGAGCUUUGUCAGGUGCGCCAGUGUGGAGUUUGCACUCGGAGUUCUCGCCGGCAAUCCACAACUUCACGCAACGGCAGCUGCAGCCUUUAUCGACUACCAGAAGAAUUUCAAUGCUUCCUUGACUGCCCGGUUAGGCCCUCCAAUCAUCGAGAUCCCUGGUGGAGUGCAUCCAAAUGCAAGCAUGGGAGCCAUCAGUUUGAGCAUGAAGGACGAUGGUGAUUCUGACAAGACGGGCAUGUCCGAAGCCUUGAACUUGCUUCUUGGCCUUGAGGGCAAUGCGCCUGUGAUCGGAUUAAUCGCUUCCCUCGACCCGGUUGCUACACUGACAGGUGUGCGGCAGAUACCCCAAGUAUCUUGCUAUGCCGAGGGCCCCAAGUUGUCUAACAAGAAGGAAUACCCCUUCUUUGUUCGAACCACGCCACCGGACAGCUUCCUUGCUACUGCCAUUUGGCAUUGGGUUGUACACUUCAAUGUCCCAGCAGCAGCUUGUGUUUAUUCCGACGAGGGCUACGGCCAAAGUCUCUUCGGAUCUCUGAAUGAUCUUGCUCGUGCCAACGGUCAGCAAGACCGCAUUCAGGGACAGGGCUUGGGACGGAUGUCAUUGUUAGACUUCAAUGCAGAACAAGCUCGUGAAGUAGCACAGCUUGUGAAACGGAUUGGAUCCCAUUUUGUCGUUCUUCUCAUCCAUGUCGCCUUCGCUGGCGGUUUUUUCAACGUCCUUGAGCAGGAGGGCAUGGUGACGCCAGCAUGGCAAAUACUAUCGACGGAUACGUUCCAAGCAGAUGCAGGCAGGAAAGUGGGUUACAUGUACCUGAGACCCUCUGGUGAAGGCGCAAAGGCUCCGGAGCUGCGGCAGUUGUGGUCCUGGCUUUCACCACAUGACAUGGAAGCCACGAAUCAGAUGCAACUACCUGCUGGCCUGGUCGGGGAUGAGAUGUUCGAUGAAGGUGCGGUGUUUGACCCAAUCGCAUUCUGUAACUUUGACUCGGUGUACGCAUACUUCAUUGCCAUUAACAACCUCCUGCAUUCGGGCGUGGAUGCAAGUGAAGUCCGCGGCCGCGCACUCUUAGAUGAGAUGAGCAGGCUCGGAUUCAACGGCGUGUCGGGUGAUAUGAGCUUCGAUAGGAACGGUGACCGGCUGGGGGCUUUUGAGUUCCUGAACGUGCAGUCCGAUGGCAACAUCGCUUCUGUUGCGUCCUUCAGUGCUAAGACAUUGAACUUCACAGUUACGGCGCCUUUGACAUGGAUGGAUGGGUCAGUGGGGUACUUCCCGCCGCCAGACAUGUAUUCUUGUGAUCCCGGCUUCUACCAGGAGGAGCAAACAAGGCAGUGCAAGAUAUGUCCGCAGGGGAACUUCUGUGAAGGAGGGCUGACGGCUCCUCUGAUGCCCUGUCCCCGAGGCACUUUUGCUCCCGACGUGGGCAUGACCAAUUGCACCGCUUGCCCGAACGGCAGUUUCGCCCUGGAUGCGGGCUCGGCGGCAUGCGUUGCGUGUCAGCCUGGCACAGAGGGGCCUUCUGAAGGCAUGGAGCUAUGCAGGAGCUGUGAGGUGGGCUUCUACAUGCCAUCGUCGCGAAGCAGUCAAUGCCUGCCUUGCGGGCAGAAUCAGAUCACCCGAGGGCUACUCGGAUUCAGGGUCUUGGGUUCAGGUUAA